CUGCGAAAGUCAGUCCUGAACUCUCUUUCUUUGCCUCUAUAUCUGUGCUGUCGACUGGUCCCCUCCGCUAUUUAUGUACUCAGUGCAGAGGAUUUCUCACUGCCGCUCGAUACCAAAGCACGGCGGUCCAACGACGGACUUCUGUCACCAACCUGUUGCUCUUUUCUCCGCAUCACUAAAACACGACCGCGGCGCUGGGACGAAGCGGAUCCUUGUGACUCGUGACUCGGAACGUGUUGAUAAGAAAGGUGGUGCUGGUGUUUAAUAUCUGCGUGAACUUGCAAAGUUGUUCUUUGGACAAAUGCACAAGAACUUGGAGUAGGUAUACGCGAAUAAGGCAGGAGUUAGUCGAAAUAAUCGAAACUCUAACUUCUACCGCUUGCUUUCAUUGAAAUUUUAACAUUCUUCGCGCACCUCGUGCUUGCCUAGUGACUUUGCCAUAGUAGCAACCGCUACCAUCUCAUGAAUGCGUAGUGCCUCCUUACAUUCGCGAACACAGACCUAAUGCAUGAGAAAUAAUAGCUGACUCGGAAAGUCUUCGGUGAUUUCAUUGAUUGCGAGAUUGCUUGCAUCCGCCUUUAGCAAUACUAAGUGAAGGGAACAUGAUCUAAACUUUGGCACUCAAAGCCUAGGAGUAGACAAGGAAACACAUUUUCUAUUUCAAGCCUCCUCGCACAGAUGAUUCGGCCUAUAUAUUUUGCAGAUUGCUGUAAUGCUUAGGACUGUGUUGCUUAUAUAGAGCGUGUAAAUUUUAAGCCCGCAUUGCAACCAUACAGGUAAACCAUUUGAACGUAAACUGAAGAAUGAACGCAGCUUUGACGCACCUUAUAUAACAUGUCUUCAAUAAUUCACCAUUAUCAUCAUGUGAUGCAUGGUUAUUGAAUCACAGGUAUUAACGAUAGACAAAUAGGGGAAUGUCGUGCAGAUACGUUCAAAAACUGCUUUUGAUUCUAGGUUCACGGAAACGCGGUUCAUAAGCUUGGUUAACAUAGGUCAUUGGGCGUUUUUCUCAACCAAUAGAGCGAAGAUAUUGAGCUAUCUGCACAAAUUUUGAUUGCGGCAGAGCGUGCGUGAAUACUCUUGAAGUUGCAGUUUCUCGAAAUACCCGGCGAAAUCUCGUGAUUCAAAUAAUUUUUAGUGUACGGAGCUUUUUGGGAAAAAGGCGCUUAUUUGCUUGGCAUUUUUUUUUUUUGCACUAACAAGUGAGCCUUGUUCGCUAAGUGCGUUCACGUUUAUCAAGCACAGAAAGACCUGUACAAAUACGUGAAGGGCACACUGUACAUAGAAAGACUGUAUUUUUAUGAUGUACGAAAAGCGUUGAAGUCAACAACAAAAAAGAAAAAAAAAAUACUUCUAGCGCAGGUGGCUAACACAAACAUCAUUCUUCAAUCCUUCGUGUCACCAGAACUGUCGUAAAGACUAGUGAGUCAGACUCUCCAGUCAAGGAGUAACUCCUCAAGCGCUUUUGUACCUGCUCAAAAUUUGGUGAACUGAAAGCAAGUUCAAUACCUUCAUCAUAGAUUGUUCGUUUGGUAACACGUACUCGUCGCUUGUAGUGUGAGUGUAAUUCAAGGGUAUAGAUUAAUUUAUGACAAUUUUCUACGUUCAAGGAAUCGCAGUCCUUUUCUCUCAACCAGCGCAGCUCGAAACGCCGAUAGCAUAUCUAAUCACUGCAUGACAUAAAAGUUGAAAAAAGUCUCAAGUGAGUAUUUUAGUAAUGUGAAUUGAUACAAGGCGCUUGCCCUUAGAGAUAAAAAAACGCUGAUUAUUAGAAAAAUAAUCGCAUUCAAGCCACGCAUUGUAAACCUUCUAUAGUCACUGAUAAGAGUACAACUCGUAGUUAUCGUGUCUGAUCAUUUAAAUCCUUUUUUAAAGGCGCGCAAUCUGUUCUUGGGAACUGAACUAUUAGUCGUGAAAUUGUGAUUAGAUAAGGAGAAUAGUAUAUUCAAAUAUACAUGCAAAAGCACUCGCCUUUGUCUCGGAUCUCAAAAACAUUAUCCACUCCGAAAAUUAAUUUUCCGGAUCUCUUAUCAGUCACUUUUGAUCUAUAGGAGUCUCUGCGCUCAGACGCCGCCGAUUUCGGACUAAAGUGUUCGCGUGAGCUCUUUCACCCAAUCGUAUUUGCGCAAGUAAGCCCGGUAAGAAACUUUCUUGGAUAACGAGUGUCCCAAGAAAAGUGCAGGAAUUUCACCAACUUUUUUUCUCCGAUCUUUGCGUGACUACUGAAGUAAAAGAACUGAACCGGAAAAUAAUCCCGACACGACACUCCCGAGAGGGGAACCGCACCUACAAACAGAAUUACGCCAUAUCGGACAAAGUGUGGCACAGAGCAGAGGAGUGACAUUGUCGAUAAACUUUUGAAAGAAGACCGAAAACAACGCGCACGGAAACUCUGGUGUGUGUUCAUCGUAGUGAGACAUUCCUGUGGUGCGUUAUCUUGUAUUAAGCCGCCGCUAGUAUAAGACACGGAUUCUUCUCCCGUGGUCUUCCACAUCGUGAUUGUUGCAAAACACAGCUUCCCGCACGCUGAGUCUGAGUUGCAGUUAGUGGGACAGCGUUCCUCGUGACCAGCCAAUCGGAAGCACUCCUGACUGACAGUGCGUGAAAGCCCCCGCGACUUGAGCGUUCGAAGAGAGGCUUCUUUGCUGAUCGAAGACUGAUAAACGGGAACCCAGUCACCUGUUCAAUCGAUCCUGUAUCGCAGGUUCUCAUGCCUGUUGACCUCCUGGAAGGCAGUGGCGGCAAGCGCGUCUCUUGAACCAUGACUUCCAGCGUGGGCCUUUUAAUGGACACACCCAGCAGCACGGUCGUGUCGCGAUUCCUCUACGGCAGCGUCAUGUUUGACGUCGAUGAAAACACGACGUCCUCGCGACUCGCCCCCUUCAUGGGCGACGCCAACGACUCGAACAUCACGGGGACUCCCGGCCACCCGGUUAUUGGCGGUGAUGGUAGCGGCGUCGCAGGAGGCGAAGACGCCGUCUUAUCGAUCGCAGUGCCGCUUCCGGAAGCCGUGGCCACCGUCCUGGUACUCUCGACCAUCGUGGCCGGAACGGUGUUCGGCAACGUACUCGUCGUGCUCGCAAUAUUUACCUACAGGCCUCUUCGCAGCGUUCAGAAUAUGUUUAUUGUGUCUCUCGCCGUCGCCGACAUUGCAGUGGCCCUCCUGGUGAUGCCCUUCAACGUGGCCUACUCCAUCAUGGGUCGGUGGGUGUUCGGCUUGCACAUGUGCGAGCUGUGGCUCACGUGCGACGUUCUGUGCUGCACGGCCUCCAUCUUAAACCUGUGCGCCAUAGCGCUGGACCGAUACUGGGCCAUCCACGACCCCAUCAACUACGCGCAGAAGCGCACGCUCCGGCGGGUGCUUCUUUCCAUCGUGCUGGUGUGGGCCAUCAGCGCGCUCAUCUCGGUUCCACCCCUGAUUGGCUGGAACGACUGGCCCGAACAGUUUGACGAGACGUCGCCCUGCCAGCUGACUGAGGAGCGCGGUUACGUGCUCUACUCGGCCACUGGCUCCUUCUUCGCGCCCCUGCUCAUCAUGACCAUCGUGUACUUCAAGAUCUACCUUGCCACCAGGCGACGGCUCCGUAAGCGCGCUAAAGCAGUGGCGGCCACACUACAGGUGAAGCCUUCAGCACUGCACGCCCUGCCACCUGCCGCGCACGAAAACUCGUCGGCGGAUUCGCCGCAGACCGAGCAAAGCCCAAUCGAUCCGGACAUGGACAGCGUGACCGCGAUUCGCACGGACGACAUUCCGGAGCCCCGCGGAAAGACCCAGCAAAAUGGCGGCAAUGGCGCUGCUAGCCUGGGCCCGUGCAGGGCCACUCCCAACGUGAAGCAGUACAUGGAAGAGCGUCAGCGCAUCUCGCUCUCCAAGGAGCGGCGUGCGGCCCGUGUGCUGGGCAUCGUCAUGGGAGUGUUUGUGCUGUGCUGGCUUCCUUUCUUCCUCAUGUACGUCAUCUUGCCCUUCUGUCCGCAGUGCAGCAUCGCACCAAAGACUGUCAAUUUCAUCACCUGGCUGGGUUAUGUGAACUCUGCGCUGAACCCCGUGAUCUACACCGUGUUCAACAAUGACUUUCGGAAAGCCUUUCUGAAGAUCAUCUGUCGUCGGCGGAGCUGAGCUCAUGAUAGGUUGACAGUGCGAUUCGGAGGCUCUCGUUCGAUACACGUACGCGCAACGUGAACUUGAGGACAAAGGGUUAGGCCAUGGCGCGAUAGAGUCCUUCUGUGGAACACUUUCGUGCUUUGUGUGAUGACCCACUUGGUGCUGCCCGCUUUUUGAACAGGUUUGCCGGAGGAAGAAACAAAUGCUUUGAAAUGGCGCGUUUUCUUUGUGACAACGUUGAACAGCGUCGGGGUGUCUUCCAAGUUGUAACGUCUGACGUCCGCGGAAAGGGCAGUUUGACAUAUACCGGUCAAACAGCACAUUGACUCUUGAAGGCUGCUUUCUUCGGUUCAGCCCUUCAGUAGGCGAAGCUCUCUGUCUCAUGCCGAAUGGAAAAUUUUAAAAGAGCUGAAUGUAAUUAGGAACGAAGCACUUUCGUGAAUAUGGCUCGUAGUGAUGUAUAUAAAUUAAAGUUUGUCAAACGUAGGUUCCGCGAGUACACAUUCGGUAAUUUGAGUGACCGCUCCAGACACGCACAUCUCUACACCUCUUAGCGAGAAUUGUUGUCUCUGGAGAAUAAAUUCUUGCCGUUUCAUGAAGCUAAAGAGUUUUCAAGAACGUGUGGGACAUUGACCGAGUCUAUAUAUUGCGGGUUAACUGAACUCCUCUCCAUGGAAAUGUUUUCGAGAUUACAAAAUGUCUCUCGCAUAUCGUGUCAUUUCAUGAAGAGCGGCUAAAUUAACAGUACACCCUUUCAGAAAAUGUGGUGCCUUCAACACCCAGCAGAAGCCAUUUCAACCAUAAGAGUUGAGCUGUUAAAUAACUGUGGUGCUCAUUAUGCUUGAUGUUUUAUGCAUGCCUGCCUGUUUAUUUAUUGUAUUGCGAAGCAUGUCUGUAGAAACUCUGACAGUACUCCUGAUGACAUUGUACAGUAGCUCACCAAUACUCGUUGAAAGCGUCAAAGCGACCUGGGUCGUUGUAUGCGAAAUGCCAUUUCCAGGCAGCUGUGUGCCCACGUAACAUGGCAGCAGUGAAAGGUAUAGUUGUGAUAUAUAUAAAUACACAUACAUCGGGCUCUGUAAUUAUCUGUCUAGAAUUUCUGGAGCGAAUGAGCAUUUCGAAGCGAUUGAUAUUGCCAUUUAUUACUAGUAAGCAAAAACGACCUUGUAGGCAUUUGUUAAGUAAGCAGUACUUAAACAUUAUUGUUCCUCAGCACGGAUACUUGUUUGUAACUUUGUUUCCCUUCAAAUUUCGCCAACGCCGGCACGUUUGUGACACAUUCGACGAUUAACUGUCACGGCAUAAAACGCCGUGCCAUCCUGCGCGGCGCUUUUACCCGGUUCUCCCGCACAAGUCUCAAACACGCAUGUAUGAUACAGAUGUGGAAGUUUUUCAAUGGGUUUUUAUAUUUAUUUCUUCUAACUAAUCUUAGACAAAAGAAAUAAAAUAUCCAGAAGCACGGACGGCUCCCUAUGAAAUUUUCGAAUGCUUCGUGUUGUAAACAUGCUGCCCGACGUUGAAAAAGUGUACAUGUGAACUUUUAAAUCCCAAGGCUCUGGUGGAAAACAAUUAUUUUCAAGCAGCAUGCCUAGGUAUCGAGGUGCUUGAGCUUUGUACCGUUCAGCAUUCCUAUAUAUUUGCUGCGAUUGGGAACUUAGUUAACUUAGCACUGCUUAAAUGAACCAUCUAGUUAGAAGCUAUCAUUUCUCAAACAGCUGUUGCAGUCUCUGCAUUUGUGACCAUUCGUGUGUGUUCUGUUAGCGGGGCAGCCGAUUCUGUUCUAAAGGAAUUAAUCAUACAAGUACAGCGGUGGUAUCACGUAAGCUCCCUUCUUCUUUUAUUGUGUUCCUUUCUAACCACCCGCCGCAAUGAGCGGUGAUUUACCGGCCAAUUAAUUACGAAUAAAAAGGAGAAUAGAAAUUCCAACGAAUCAUGGCAUAAUAAGAGCCCCUGAUCAACCUCUUUCGUAGCUGCCGAGCGAACGAUCGCAUUAGCUGUCGUUAAGCGUUAAAUAUUUCCCACAUAACACCAAAUGUCGAGGCUUCCGCCCGAGUCUUCAUCUGUGAUUUCAGUUCUGCGAGAGUAAACAUUUAAGCAUGAGAGUGAGUGUAUUUAUGUGCGCGUGUGUGUUCGUACUCGUUGGAUGUAAAAUUGUCGAAGAACAGUGGUUCCCUUGUUUACCUCUUCUACGUGAGACAGAAUGAAUUGUUCAAAUCUUGACAGCCGGUCUAUUAACACUGUGGGUCGCAUCCACAGUCAUCGGUUUGAAAUUUGCGGAUUCAGUAAGCAUAAAGAGCUUUUCGAAAGUUCAAUUUGUUAACACCCUUUAUAGUACUAAAUGCUCAGCCGUGUGAAAAAAAAAACGAAGAUAAUUGUUUUAAUUUUUGCUCGAGCAUUUAAUCUCUGCAACGUAUCGAAAAGAUACGCCAACGCUCCUCUUGCAAUGGACACUCAAUAAAGCAUUGUAGUCAAUUUUUUGCCACAUUUUCGUGCUUAAGACAUUAGGCACACGGGGAUGUAAAUUAUAAUUGAGCAGUCGCAAAGUUAAAUCGACAGGAUACUUUGCAUAUAUGGGAAUCCUUAAAAAAGCUAGGUAUAUCAAGGUCACAAACCACGAUAUGUAGGAAUGUAGCAAUGCUGCGAACGUAGUAAAAAUUCGAGGCAUUUUACUCAA
This is a messenger RNA of Dermacentor silvarum, 6776 nucleotides long. RefSeq names its product probable G-protein coupled receptor No18. Gene Ontology annotation, cellular component: membrane. The coding region runs from base 2762 to 4117 and encodes 451 amino acids. The record is from RefSeq and is a predicted model, not a curated record. NCBI's taxonomy places the organism in Eukaryota, Metazoa, Arthropoda, Arachnida, Ixodida, Ixodidae. Gene Ontology annotation, biological process: adenylate cyclase-activating adrenergic receptor signaling pathway. Gene Ontology annotation, molecular function: octopamine receptor activity. The transcript has 4 exons.